ACGACGGCGGCUAACACUGACGAGAACAAGACGUUGAGGGCGUCGCGGCAGUGAUCACGCCAAGUCGCACGCGCUCAGAUCGCUGGUACUCAGUCCAAGUCAGCGCACACGUUGUCGUUCUCGCGUUUUUGUUAUUUUCAUGGCACGUGAAAUCAUAUUCAUUUAUUUUUAAACGAUACGUACAAUUUUUUACGUUUCACAAGAAAAAUAAUUAAAAGCAUUAAACCAUUGCGUGAUCUGUGUCACUUUAUUGGCGGUUCAGCUCAAAAUAUUUUAUUGUUCUUAAUUUAUUAUUGGCGAAAUGUUUAUUAAAUUGUAAUAAUCAUGUCGAAUAUAAUGUUUAAAGACAAAUCAAAUCGUCGUGUAACGUAAAUAGUACAACAUAAUAGACCAAAAAACGGCAAGUUAAGCUCGUGCGUAAUCUCAGUGGAUUAAAUCGAUCGAACGGCGAUGUUAAUAUUUUUAUAAAAGAAGUUGCAGGGACAUCCGGACGACGAAAAUUUCACCAAGCCCGAUGAGAUCAAAAUGUUGCUGACAUUUCUACUGUCUGCUGUACUGUGGAACUGUAAUUGCUGGUGGAAUGAAGCCAAUAUUUAUGCUUUCGCCGUGCAACCCGGAUAUUUGGACUUUGAUAAUUUGCCAGAAACAAACUUCUCUUGUGAGGGCAAAGUCAUUGGAGGUUAUUAUGCAGACGUGGAAACUGGUUGUCAGAUGUUUCAUGUUUGUACCAUUGGCCAAAAAGCGGAAAUAACCGAUAUCAAGUUUUUAUGUCUUAAUGGAACGGUGUUUGAUCAAGAAACAAGAGUAUGUGAACGCUUAGACGAAGUAGACUGUAGUAAAAGUGAAAGUUUCUUCGACCUGAACUUGGAGUUAUAUGGAAAUAACGGAGCAGGUUAUGGUAUAGCACCAGAAGAACCACCUGAACAAGAGCCAGCUCAAUGUAACAAUGACGAAGAAGAUUGUUCUGGUACUUCAGAUUACUUUGAUGAUGACUCUACAACAGCACAACCUGUUCCGGUGGCAGCACCGCAACCACCUUCGACCUCGACAACUACAACAACAACAACUACUACGACCACGACUACAACUACAACCAAGAGACCGCCAACACCAGUGGGCACAACAAAGUUGCCGCCUAUAUCAUAUCCGACUAAUUCGCCGGAAACAAUCGCCGCUCUUAUAGCUUUGCACAACGCGUUCCAAGAAAGUUUAAAAGAGCGAGAUCACUCACAGCCAUCGGUGCAAAAGCCUUCACCCGUGCCGCCUCUUCUACAACGGUAUCCGGUGUCUAAACCUUUUACCGUGGCCAACAUCCAACCACCACGACACUUUCCGUCCAAACAACAACAAGCACUACAGCCACCGUAUCGACAGCAGCAUCAGCAAAACCAACACCCUGUGGUUUUGUCUUCAGAGCGGUUCGGAAACCAAAACUUUAAACAUGGUUUCCGGUUACAAAGCGGACAGUCGGUCGAACAACCUUCUCAGCCAUCAUUCCAACAGUAUUCGGACGGUCAAAUAUACUACGACGACGGCGAUGACGAAGACGACGCGUCUAGGCGGAACUUUGCCCGCGAAGCUCCUGAAGCUUCGGUGUCAGUUCACGUUCAAGUAAGUUCGUCGUCAUCAAAAAACAGUGCCAUCAACAAUCAACAUCAGAAACGGCCAGCAGUCACGGCGCCCAAAAGCGCGGUUACUGUGCCGCCGCCAACCUCAUCUACGACCACUACUCCAGCCCCUGUAAUAUCGACUACGGGACUGGCAACGGUGCCAUCUCUAUUGCCGUCAGAUGAUGAAGGGGAGCUGUACGACGAGGACGAUGAGUACGGCGAUGAGCAAGUACAAGACAAUGAAGACGAAGAAUUCUUCAAAGAAAUACCGAAAUUGGGUCGGAAAGGACGGCGAAGGAAACGUAGUGCUAUCACUCGGGUUCGUUAUCGGCCUUUUUCUUCGAUACGAUAACCGUUGUACUUAUUUCAUGUGAUAUGUUCGGCUGCAGCUGUUCACGCCGAUAAUAGAAAACAUUUUUUUAUUCUCAUUCUACUUGAUUAAACCACUAAUUAUAAUGAAGUAGAUUUAAAUCAUAUCAGUUGAAUUUCAUUAAAUUAAUUAGGUAUUGCUCAAACUCAUGUACCAUUUACAGCGAAAAACGUUGGCCAUUCAUUGUCUAUACUAUUUUAAUUAUUAUUAUUAUUAUACCUAUUUUUAGUUUUUAUGAUAGUUUUUUUUUAAUUAUAAGUAUAUGUUAUUGUAAAUAUGUUUUUUUUUCAAAAAUCAACUCUUUGUUUUGACCAUUUUUUUGUUUUGUUUCGAUUAGUUAAAUUAAAUAGAUAAAAUAUCGACUUGUCCGAUUGUACUUUAAAAUUUAUUGUAUAACGUUUUUGCGAUCAAAAUAAAAAUAAAUAAAAAUUUAACGCAGAAAAA
Daktulosphaira vitifoliae (grape phylloxera) is the source of this 2424-nucleotide messenger RNA. RefSeq names its product mucin-2-like. The record is from RefSeq and is a predicted model, not a curated record. Lineage: Eukaryota; Metazoa; Arthropoda; Insecta; Hemiptera; Phylloxeridae. Gene Ontology annotation, molecular function: chitin binding. The coding region runs from base 526 to 1962 and encodes 478 amino acids. The transcript has 6 exons. Gene Ontology annotation, cellular component: extracellular region.